AUGAACGGGACAAUUAGGAAUCCAAGUAAUGUCGGAACCAUCAUGGCCAUUUUAUCUGGGCACGGGCCCGUCUUUGUAUUUCGUCAUGAAAGGACUGAUCCCCGCAAUUGUUUAAAGAGAAAGAACCUAGUGAAGGGCCCUUGCUCAAUGUCUCUCAAAAUAGUACUACAAAAAAAUAAGAGAAUAAACAGUCUGAUCUGGAUAGGUUGUUUUAUUUUUGUUUGUGUGGCUCUAUUUGAGCAAGACAAGUUCCCAGGACUUGUGAUCCAAGUAGAAUUGAUGGUUGGCUGCGAAUUAAGGCCAAAGAUGUGGUGGAUUUUCGUCAUUAGUACACUGCGUAUAGUACAAAAGGAGCUAAUCGAUAGAGAAUACAAGAAUGAGACUAAGCACGAGCGAAGAUGGCUGUUUUGUACAAUAAUGGCUUCAUUCAUGAGAAACAAAGCAAAUGGACGUGCACCAUCCACAGUCUUUUCUACCGCCGCAAUGUCACCCCGCCAGGUUGCCAACAAAGCCUAUUCUCUGGCAUGUAAAAAACUUGAUCGUGAUGAUCGCCGCAGCCGUCCACGUUACAAUAUCCGCGAAAGAUUGUUGCUGUGCAACACUAUCAACAAGGCCGAGGAUGUUCUCAACAAGCGCACCCAGCGUUUCAAUCGUCGUGUACUCUCUAUCGAAGACGAAGACUUUGGCCACUCCGAGACCCCCGAAUCCCACCAGCCCCACACCUCAAAGGAAACCGUCGCCCAGAAGUCCAGCCUGAGAUCGUCUGGUUCUGAAGAAGAGGAAGAAGAAACUACAACUCAGAUCGUGCCCGUCACGAUGACUCCGGCGGAACCCAAACCCAUUGUCCAAGAACAUCAAGCACCAGCACCCUUCAUUCAUCAAAUCUCCGCAGCAGAGGAGCUCAUCAAAGAUACUUUCCUCAUCCCAACCAAGUCCCUCCCAGCCCCCAUCUUUGUCAUGCUCCCAAGUGGUCAUCUCGAGCAGCUCAUUGCUCUAUCAGAAUCUAUGGCAGAAGCAUUGUUACCCCGUGACUGUAGGCUUAUCAUGAGCCACAACAAUAUGUUGCCUAUACCAAUUGCUGCUGCAAUCAUCUAA
Molecule: messenger RNA, 1095 nt
Organism: Phycomyces blakesleeanus NRRL 1555(-)
Lineage: Eukaryota; Fungi; Mucoromycota; Mucoromycetes; Mucorales; Phycomycetaceae
Exons: 3
Coding region: 1-1095 (364 amino acids)
Source: RefSeq, a predicted model, not a curated record